AUGUCCGAACAAGUGCCCAUGUUCAACAUUCCGCCCAACCGGCGGAACAUGGCAAACCCUUCGUUAAUGCUUCUGAUACCUCCACAGCCAAACGACAACGGUAAUCUGAGUCAUCCGAGCCAAAGCAGCCAAACUCCCGCAGAGACAUUGAGCGCCGUGCCGCCACUAGCAGCAAUUCCUCGCUCUGGAGGUGCAGUUCGGCGGAAACCACCGGCAAUCGACUUCUCAAAGAUCGAUGGCUCGUACUCGUUUAGUCCCUCUGACUCUGGCACAGCAGCCAGUACGGCGUCACGGCCUUAUGCGCUGGCUACAAGCGAGAGUUCGCGAGAUCUGCCUGCGAAAAGCCGCACUGAUUUGACCCCUGUAGCACAAAUUAGUCAGGGUCUGAGCAUCCACGGUAAUCAGAAUGCUAACGGUCAGGGCAGCCAGAUACAAGACGUCCAAGAUACCGACGUAAAAACUUCUGAAUCCAAUAUCAAUGGAUCAUACACAAACAUAGCCGAUGUCACCCAGGAGGAGUGGAACCGGUUGGCAAACUCCGACAGUAUAGUCGAGCUCGGGAAGCUCGGCGAGGGAAAUGGCGGCAGUGUGUCCAAAUGCGUGCUCCGGAGCGGGUCCCCGGUGUUUGCACUCAAACUCAUAAAUGCCGAUCCAAAUCCGGAGGUGCAGAAGCAGAUUAUCCGUGAAUUGCAGUAUAAUCGUUUGUGUCAUUGUCAGCAUAUCGUAGGCUACUACGGCACGUUCAUGGUCGAGCUGCAGUCUAUGAUUGGAAUUGCUAUGGAGUACAUGGGCGGAGGCUCAUUGGAUGCCAUCUAUAAGCGCGUGAUCGAGCUAGAUCGCACCAAUCGAGUCAAUGAAAAGAUCUUGGGCAAGAUUGCCGAGUCGGUGCUCAAAGGCUUGAGCUACCUCCAUCUGCAGAGGAUCAUUCAUCGUGAUAUCAAGCCCUCCAACAUUCUUCUAGAUGCGCAGGGCCAUGUCAAGAUCUGUGAUUUUGGUGUCAGUGGAGAUGUUGUCAAUUCGCUCGCUACCACUUUCGUAGGCACACAAUAUUACAUGGCUCCAGAGCGGAUCAUGGGUAAACCAUAUACCGUCAGCUGCGAUGUUUGGUCGCUUGGAUUAUCGUUGCUAGAGGUGGCACGCGGGCAGUUCCCAUACCACUAUGAAAAUGACAAUCCCAUGGGCCCAAUAGAGCUACUAUCGCUCAUUCUUGAGUACGAGCCACAUCUUGAGGAUGUUCCAGAUGAGGGCAUUUUCUGGACUGACUCGUUUAAAAAUUUUAUAGACUACUGUUUGAAGAAGAAUCCCGAAGAGCGUCCCAGUCCUCGCCAGAUGCUUCAGCACCCAUGGUGCGUAGGACAACUGCAGGCCGUUGUCAACAUGGCGAAGUUUGUGAAGAGGCUCUGGGGCGAUAGCGUUAACUAG
Australozyma saopauloensis is the source of this 1422-nucleotide messenger RNA. RefSeq names its product mitogen-activated protein kinase kinase (gene MKK2). Gene Ontology annotation, molecular function: ATP binding; protein kinase activity. Lineage: Eukaryota; Fungi; Ascomycota; Pichiomycetes; Serinales; Metschnikowiaceae. The record is from RefSeq and is a predicted model, not a curated record. Gene Ontology annotation, biological process: protein phosphorylation. The transcript has a single exon. The coding region runs from base 1 to 1422 and encodes 473 amino acids.